AUGUGGCAGUUCCCUGCUCUACUCCUCCUCUUCCUUUCAGGCUGCUGCACUGAUCAGCAUUCAGUCACAGGUCCAGAGGAGGUGAGCGGUCAGGAGCAGGGCUCCUUGACAGUGCAGUGCCGAUAUAACUCAGGUUGGAAGAAUUACAACAAGUACUGGUGCCGAGGACCUGAGAGGCAAUGUAAGAUACUCAUUGAAACCGAUGGAUCAGAACAGUUGCUGUUGAAGAACCGUGUGUCCAUCAGGGACGACCAGACAGACUUCAUCUUCACAGUGACCAUGAAGGAUCUGAGGAUGAGCGACGCUGGCAUUUACUGGUGUGGAAUUACAAAAGCUGGAUAUGAUCCUGUGUUUAAAGUUAAUGUGAACAUUGACCCAGCCCCAGAAAGUUCUGCUAUGACCCCCAUUUCAACAGUUCUGACAUCCACACCAUCAACCAUGGAGAACUUUGGCAACAAACCAGUGACUCAGAGCAGCCCCCACACCAGGUCCCUGCUGAGCAGUCCCUCCUUCCAGCUGCUGGUCUUUCUGAAGUUACCCCUGGUCCUGUGCAUGCUCAGUGCUGUCCUCUGGGUGAACAGGCCUCAGAGAUGCUUUGAGGGAGGUGAAGUGGGCCUGGUGAAGACCCAUAGUUCUGUUGCCUAG
Arvicanthis niloticus (Nile rat) is the source of this 645-nucleotide messenger RNA. Its product is annotated as CMRF35-like molecule 5. Gene Ontology annotation, cellular component: plasma membrane. The record is from RefSeq and is a predicted model, not a curated record. Gene Ontology annotation, molecular function: transmembrane signaling receptor activity. NCBI's taxonomy places the organism in Eukaryota, Metazoa, Chordata, Mammalia, Rodentia, Muridae.